AUGAGAGGCGAUAAAGGACACAUGAGAGGCGAUAAAGGACACAUGAGAGGCGAUAAAGGACACAUGAGAGGCGAUAAAGGACACAUGAGAGGCGAUAAAGGACACAUGAGAGGCGAUAAAGGACACAUGAGAGGCGAUAAAGGACACAUGAGAGGCGAUAAAGGACACAUGAGAGGCGAUAAAGGACACAUGAGAGGCGAUAAAGGACACAUGAGAGGCGAUAAAGGACACAUGAGAGGCGAUAAAGGACACAUGAGAGGACACAUGAGAGGCGAUAAAGGACACAUGAGAGGCGAUAAAGGACACAUGAGAGGCGAUAAAGGACACAUGAGAGGCGAUAAAGGACACAAGAGAGGCGAUAAAGGACACAUGAGAGGCGAUAAAGGACACAUGAGAGGCGAUAAAGGACACAUGAGAGGCGAUAAAGGACACAUGAGAGGCGAUAAAGGACACAUGAGAGGCGAUAAAGGACACAUGAGAGGCGAUAAAGGACACAUGAGAGGCGAUAAAGGACACAUGAGAGGCGAUAAAGGACACAUGAGAGGCGAUAAAGGACACAUGAGAGGCGAUAAAGGACACAAUAGAGGCGACAUGAGAGGCGAUAAAGGACACAUGAGAGGCGAUAAAGGACACAAGAGAGGCGAUAAAGGACACAUGAGAGGCGAUAAAGGACACAUGAGAGGCGAUAAAGGACACAAGAGAGGCGAUAAAGGACACAUGAGAGGCGAUAAAGGACACAUGAGAGGCGAUAAAGGACACAAGAGAGAUGAUAAAGGACACAUGAGAGGCGAUAAAGGACACAUGAGAGGCGAUAAAGGACACAUGAGAGGCGAUAAAGACCUAUCAUUAAUGUAG
Messenger RNA from Procambarus clarkii (red swamp crayfish), 855 nucleotides. RefSeq names its product eukaryotic translation initiation factor 3 subunit A-like. Lineage: Eukaryota; Metazoa; Arthropoda; Malacostraca; Decapoda; Cambaridae. The record is from RefSeq and is a predicted model, not a curated record.